Molecule: messenger RNA, 584 nt
Organism: Chrysochloris asiatica (Cape golden mole)
Lineage: Eukaryota; Metazoa; Chordata; Mammalia; Afrosoricida; Chrysochloridae
Gene: CKS2
Product: CDC28 protein kinase regulatory subunit 2
Exons: 3
Coding region: 65-304 (79 amino acids)
Biological process (GO): regulation of mitotic cell cycle
Cellular component (GO): cyclin-dependent protein kinase holoenzyme complex; SCF ubiquitin ligase complex
Molecular function (GO): cyclin-dependent protein serine/threonine kinase activator activity; protein kinase binding; histone binding
Source: RefSeq, a predicted model, not a curated record
UUUUCUCUGCUGCUCCCUUUCUUUGCGUUCCUGACUCACCUUGCCCUGCUGCGCCACUGGCACGAUGGCCCACAAGCAGAUCUACUACUCGGACAAAUACUUCGACGAGCAUUAUGAGUAUCGGCAUGUCAUGUUACCCAGAGAGCUUUCCAAACAAGUACCCAAAACCCAUCUAAUGUCUGAAGAGGAGUGGAGGAGACUAGGUGUUCAACAAAGUCUAGGCUGGGUGCACUACAUGAUUCAUGAGCCAGAACCGCAUAUUCUUCUCUUUAGACGACCUCUUCCAAAAGAUCAACAAAAAUGAAGCGUAUCUGAGGAUCACCAAUGGGAUAGUUUUCAAAUUUAAUGUAUAUGUGUAUAUAUGGUAGUAUUCAGUGAAUACUUGAAAAAUGUACAAAUAAUUCAUCCAUACCUGUGCAUGAGCUGUAUUCUUCACAGCAACAGAGCUCAGUUAAAUGCAACUACAAGUAGAUUGCUUUAAGGUGUUUAAACUUUUCUUCUAGUUAGUUUUUCUCUUAAUUGAAAGUGCCUGUUGAACUUUACCUGUUACUUUUGUUUAAUAAUAAAGUUUUUAUGUUGCAUUU